Mesorhabditis belari is the source of this 435-nucleotide messenger RNA. Lineage: Eukaryota; Metazoa; Nematoda; Chromadorea; Rhabditida; Rhabditidae. The record is from the annotation of a GenBank genome assembly.
AUGUUCAAAACCAUUGCUCUUGCCACGGCUUUCUUCGCUGUCUCAUUCGCCCAAUUCCCCUACAAUGGAAUGAUGGGAAUGUAUCCAUAUGGAAUGAACGGUUACAAUGGAUUCACCGGACUCAACGGACUUGGUGGAUUCGCCGGACUCAAUGGACUUGGCGGACUCGGCGGACUCAAUGGACUCAAUGGACUUAAUGGACUUAAUGGACUUAAUGGAAUGUAUGGAAGUCCUCUCGGCUACACAAACGGAUUGACCACCGGACUCGGUAACUAUGGAAAUACGCUUGGCAGCUCAUCAAACCCAAUGAUCACUCGACUUGGAUCAUUCAUGGAUGGACCACUCGGUGGAUUCGGAUUGGGAAUCACAACUGGAAUCUCCUCUCCAUCGGCCAGCAACCCAUUGACAAACCCGCUCGGCACUGUUGGAAGAAAG